This is a messenger RNA of Lolium rigidum, 645 nucleotides long. Its product is annotated as high mobility group B protein 7. Bases 4 to 645 code for a protein of 213 amino acids. Lineage: Eukaryota; Viridiplantae; Streptophyta; Magnoliopsida; Poales; Poaceae. The transcript has 6 exons. The record is from RefSeq and is a predicted model, not a curated record.
CCCAUGGCGAGCACCGGCAACGCCCCCCGCUCGCGGAAGCGCGUCGAGGCCACCGUCCUCAAGCGCGCGCGCGACGGAAGCGCCUUCACCCGCUGCGAGGCGUGCAGCAAGAAUGUCCCCGUCGUCCUCAUCGACCUGCACAGCUGCAGCCUCGACUCCAAGAUCCGCACCAGCCUCGAGUCGCAGGUCGUGGAGAAGGCCGUCGAGGUCGCCGCCAAGGCCGAGAAGAAGAGGAAGUCGCCCUCCGCUGCCGCGGGCAAGGGGAAGAAGAGCAAGACAGGAGGAGACGGCGCCAAGAAGAAGCGCCCGCAGACUGCCUUCUUCCUCUUCAUGAGUGACUUCAGGGCGGAGUUCAAGGCGGCUCAUCCCGACGAGAAGGGCGUCUCCGCCGUUGGCAAGGCAGCAGGAGAGAAGUGGAGAUCCAUGACCGAAGAGGAGAAGAAGCCCUACGUCGACCAGGCCAAAGAGCUCAAGGCCAAGUUCGCCAGUGGCGAGGGCAGCGCGGAGAACAAUGUAGGAGACGAGGAGAAGGCGGAGGGUGAUGAAGAAGAGGUGGAGGAGGAGGAGGAGGUGGUGGAUGAGCCAGAAAAGGAGGAAGAAGCUGAGGAGGAAGAGGAGAAGAACGAGCUGGAUGAUGACAUCUAG